AAAGGCGCAGGGGUGGGAGCUGUUGCCGAAGCUGCCACAGCAAAAGUUCUCCCCCCUCCCCCCUUCCCCUCCUCUUAAGGCCCCUAGAAAGGUUGAAGCUGCCGCCGCCUGCAGUCGGUGACCGCGCGACUCGGCACCCGCCCGCGGAUAGAGGGAGGAAGCAACAGCUUGGAAAUUCGGCCAAGUGAUCUGGCGGGAUGGGCAUUUGCCUGACCUAUUUUGUAGAGGAAUUGGAUGGCAUAAAUGAUUGAAGUGGUAUUGAGGGUCUCUGAAGCCUAUGAAAGGUAGAAACUCAACCAUGAUUUCUUUUUCAACUCUACAGCAUUCCCUUCCUUGAAGUCUUCAUUUUUACGUUAGUCUCAGGCAGUUAUACUUAAGCAUGAACAUUGACGACAAACUGGAAGGAUUAUUUCUUAAAUGUGGCGGCAUAGACGAAAUGCAGUCUUCCAGGGCAAUGGUUGUAAUGGGUGGAGUGUCUGGCCAGUCUACUGUGUCUGGAGAGCUGCAGGAGUCAGUUCUUCAAGAUCGGAGUAUGCCUCACCAGGAGAUCCUUGCUGCAGAUGAAGUGUUACAAGAAAGUGAAAUGAGACAACAGGAUAUGAUAUCACAUGAUGAACUCAUGGUCCAUGAGGAGACAGUGAAAAAUGAUGAAGAGCAGAUGGAGACACAUGAAAGACUUCCUCAAGGACUACAGUAUGCACUUAAUGUCCCUAUAAGUGUAAAGCAGGAAAUUACUUUUACUGAUGUAUCUGAGCAACUGAUGAGAGACAAAAAACAAAUCAGAGAGCCAGUAGACUUACAGAAAAAGAAGAAACGGAAACAACGUUCUCCUGCAAAAAUCCUUACAAUAAAUGAGGAUGGAUCACUUGGUUUGAAAACCCCUAAAUCUCACGUUUGUGAGCACUGCAAUGCUGCCUUUAGAACGAACUAUCACUUACAGAGACAUGUCUUCAUUCAUACAGGUGAAAAACCAUUUCAAUGUAGUCAAUGUGACAUGCGUUUCAUACAGAAGUACCUGCUACAGAGACAUGAGAAGAUUCAUACUGGUGAAAAACCAUUUCGCUGUGAUGAAUGUGGUAUGAGAUUCAUUCAAAAAUAUCAUAUGGAAAGGCAUAAGAGAACUCAUAGUGGAGAAAAACCCUACCAGUGUGAAUACUGUUUACAGUAUUUUUCCAGAACAGAUCGUGUACUGAAACAUAAACGUAUGUGCCAUGAAAAUCAUGACAAAAAACUAAACAGAUGUGCCAUCAAAGGUGGCCUUCUGACAUCCGAGGAAGAUUCUGGCUUUUCUACAUCACCAAAAGAUAACUCACUGCCAAAAAAGAAAAGGCAGAAAACUGAGAAAAAAUCAUCUGGGAUGGACAAAGAGAGUUCUUUGGACAAAUCUGACCUGAAGAAAGACAAAAAUGAUUACUUGCCUCUUUACUCCUCAAGUACUAAAGUAAAAGAUGAGUAUAUGGUGGCAGAGUAUGCUGUUGAAAUGCCGCAUUCUUCAGUUGGGGGAUCGCAUUUAGAAGAUGCAUCAGGAGAAAUACAUCCACCUAAGCUGGUUCUCAAAAAAAUUAAUAGUAAGAGAAGUCUGAAACAGCCAUUGGAGCAAAAUCAAACAAUUUCGCCUUUAUCCACAUAUGAAGAAAGCAAAGUUUCAAAGUAUGCUUUUGAACUUGUGGACAAACAAGCUUUACUGGACUCAGAAGGCAAUGCUGACAUUGACCAGGUUGACAAUUUGCAAGAGGGGCCUAGUAAACCUGUGCACAGUAGCACUAAUUAUGAUGAUGCCAUGCAGUUUUUGAAGAAGAAGCGAUAUCUUCAGGCAGCAAGUAACAAUAGUAGGGAGUAUGCGCUGAAUGUGGGUACCAUAGCUUCUCAGCCUUCUGUAACACAGGCAGCUGUGGCAAGUGUCAUUGAUGAGAGUACCACAGCAUCCAUAUUAGAUUCACAGGCACUGAAUGUGGAGAUAAAGAGUAAUCAUGACAAAAAUGUUAUUCCAGAUGAGGUACUGCAGACUCUGUUGGAUCAUUAUUCUCAUAAAGCUAAUGGACAACAUGAGAUAUCAUUCAGUGUUGCGGACACUGAGGUGACUUCUAGCAUAUCAAUAAAUUCUUCUGAAGUACCUGAGGUUACCCAGUCGGAGAAUGUUGGAUCAAGCUCCCAAGCAUCCUCAUCAGAUAAAGCCAACAUGUUGCAGGAAUACUCAAAGUUUCUGCAGCAGGCUUUGGACAGAACUAGCCAAAAUGAUGCCUAUUUGAAUAGCCCGAGCCUUAACUUUGUGACUGAUAACCAGACCCUUCCAAAUCAGCCAGCAUUCUCUUCCAUAGACAAGCAAGUCUAUGCAGCCAUGCCCAUCAAUAGCUUUCGAUCAGGAAUGAAUUCUCCACUAAGAACAACUCCAGAUAAGUCCCACUUUGGACUAAUAGUUGGUGAUUCACAGCACUCAUUUCCCUUUUCAGGUGAUGAGACAAACCAUGCUUCUGCCACAUCAACACAGGACUUUUUGGAUCAAGUGACUUCUCAGAAGAAAGCUGAGGCUCAGCCUGUCCACCAAGCUUACCAAAUGAGCUCUUUUGAACAACCCUUCCGUGCUCCAUAUCAUGGAUCCAGAGCUGGAAUAGCUACUCAGUUUAGCACUGCCAAUGGACAGGUGAACCUUCGGGGACCAGGGACAAGUGCUGAAUUUCCAGAAUUUCCCUUGGUGAAUGUAAAUGAUAAUAGAGCUGGGAUGACAUCCUCACCUGAUGCCACAACUGGCCAGACUUUUGGCUAAAAAAAAUGUGUAAAUAAUACUGGCACUUUAGAACAGAUUAAUCAAGAGUGGGGUUACUCUGUGUAAAAUGGAGUGCUGUACAGAUUUAAGAGCAAUGCGUUAAAACAAGUUAAGCUGAUAUGAAUAGCAAGAUAAUCCAAUAACUGCAUUUUAUUUGGUUAGUCAGCAUUCUUUGAACUGCCUUACAUGUUGUCACCUUUAUAGAAGCAAUGCAUUACUUGUUUUAGAUCAGAAACUUGCUAUUCCACCUACACCAAGUUUAAAAGGAAAAAAAAAAAGACUUUCGCACAAUUGUUUCCUAACUGAUAAUAUUGUACAUUUUUAGGAGAUUAGUGAUUGUGUGAAAUUUACUCAUACUGUUUCUAAGUUUUCAGCAUAGACAUGGCACUUCAGCAGGGAAUCUGAGUAUACUUUAUAGACAGAGUGAACUUAAAAGUUUAAAUGUCAAGAGAUUAUGGCUUAAAUAAAUUAGUGUGUCCUAUAGGGGGAAAAAAGGAAACCACCUUUUAAAAAGAAUGAUAUGCCAUAUACCCUUGAUUUUCAUUUUGCAUUAUAUUGACAUGUUUUUUUUUGAGAAAAAAGUAAUAAAAAUCUGAUAGUCUAAGACUCCACUAUUUAAAAGCCUAAUUACUUUAAAAAUAUGCAUACUUUCAAAACUUUUACCAAAAUACAUAACUGUUGAAGCAUUCACUUCUCUAUGGAAGUAUGCAUAUUGGUGUCAGUUUCUUUGUACAGUUGUACCUAGAUAUUUUUUAUGAUUUUUCAUGUGCAAGUAUCAAGGUUUUGAAGUUUUAGUAAAAAGAUAUUCUGUAGAUUACAUUCCCAAGAACAUAAUGCUUAUACAAAAUGUAUAUUCCACAUUUUAAAGCUUAAUUGUAUUUUACUUUACAUAUACACUUCAGUUAACAUAGAGCACUUAGAAUCUAUUUGGUAUUUUUGAUUUCUCAAAGUAAAAAAAAAAUUUAGAUUUUUAGGUUUGAUAUGGUUGUGUCAUAAUCAUCUCAUAAUUGAAAAUUUUAAUUUUUGGCAAUAAAAGGAAAUUGGAUAUCUUUGGAACUGUAAAACCUGGUUUAAUCCUUCUCUUUCUAGAAUCUUGAUAGAUUGGAUAAUUAAACAGUAUCCAGAGAAACUAAAGAAAUGGGCAUUUUAAUUGCUUAUUUUAUCUUGAGUUACUUUUUAAUGAACACUGCUCAUUACAAUUUUACAAACCAAGAGUGUUUACUAAUUCUAGUAACUACAGUUUCUUUUUCAGCUAGAUGAGUGAUCGGAAACUUUUUGUUGCAUUUCAAAAUCUAAAUAAACUACAGACUUUAUCCUUAUACCACGAAUGUUUUUUUUUUUAAUUCUUUGUCUUAAAAUAAUACAGCAUGGUACAAUAAAUAGUGCUUUUAUAUAUAUACAUAUUAUAUAUAUACUUUUCUAAAGAAUGAUGGUUUGAGUUACACAUUGGACAGUUUUAAUUUUUGGAAAGUAACAUUAGUUAUACUGAUUUUAUUAUCAUGUUUAAUUUCUUCCAACUUUUUGGUUUUUUUGUUUUAAAUUUCCAGCAUCUUUGUCACAAUGCACAUGUACUGAUAUAGCACCAGUGAUAAUCUAAAAUUAAAACCCGUGGAAGAUGCAACUUUAUUGUUAAUUUCCAUUUUAACUUUUGUAUUGGCCUUAUAGAUCUGCAGUCUUUGUUUCAGUAUAGAAUGUUAUACAUUUAAAUUAUUUUUUUCUUUUAUUUAAUGUUAUCCCAAGACUGUUCUCAUAAAGAAAGGGAACACAGGAAUAUCUCUACCCUUAACAUCUUUUGCAUUUAUUUUGAAUAUAUGGUGUUUUUAUGAUAAGGAAUAUAAAUUAUGUUUAAUAUGGGUUUCCUCUACACUUUGGUUAUUAAACUUUGCUUGAAAUAUUUUCCCAUUUGACAGCUUUCUUUGCUGCCAAGUUUUUCAAGAAUUUUAGACUUCUUUGAAGUAGAUAUUGAAGUUCUGCCAUUAUUGACUCUUAAGAAUGGUGUGUCUUGUGUUGCACAUUACAACCUCAUGAAGGCUUCAUUCAGGCGAGAUGUUAACAAUGGAACUGUGCUCUCCCUAGGUAUAGGCAUUUUUGUUUUUCUCAUACUACUAUUGGAUGAUGGUAGGCAUUUAUUUUGUUUUUUUUUUUUGUUUUGAGCCUGGUUAGAAUUUCUGUUCUGUUGAGUACUUGGUACAGAAUAAGGUUUUUUGUUUGUGUUAACAUCACCAGCACAGUUUUUAGAAUGUGGCUCUACUGCUGAGCAGUAAGCUAAGGCGGGAAGGCCUUUGAAAGUGGCAGUCAUGCAAGCAGUUCAGGUGUUGCAUUCCUGUGUUCACCACAUUUCUUUACAUCUACAUAAUGGCAGACUUUUCUACCACAUUAUAAGCAUAUUUUGAGAUAAAUGAUACUUUGGCAUAAUUUACUGACUUACCACUUUUUAAGUAUAGUCAUUGCUCUCUUACUGUGAAAUUCUACAUGCCUACCAGAGUUACCUUGUAUUAUCAUAUGAUAAACAUCUCAGCAGUUUGGGUUUCCCCAGUUUCGUUCAGAAAGUUACUUAAUUUCUAUCUGGGCAUUAAUAGAGAAAGCAAGUAGCCUUUUGUGCUGCUUUAAAUCAGAAUAUUGAGGAUAUUCUUUUGCAAUUUUUUUUUUCAUUUCUCUUGGUGAGCAAAUUGUUCUAUGAAAACAUACUCUUACACCCUUAAACUUGGCAAAGUGUGAGUGAGGUGUGCUUUCUUAGGACCUGUUCUCAUGUUUGAAGAUUGGAAACAGAUCACAUUAGUUGAAGUAAUAUCUCUUGAACAUCUUCUAAAAGUGUGGUUUUUUAAAAACUUAUUGCACACAUAUUUCAUUUGGUUCAGAAUAUUUGAAGUGGCUCUUAAACUUUUUGGAUCUACUUGCAGAUUUUCUAGUUGAUACCAUAGAAAUCCAUCCUUUUACCUCUGGCUGAGUGAGAACUGUUCAUGGUCGGGUAAUUUUUCUCGUUUUGAGAGGCAAAAGAGGCCUUGUGCUCAGGGUAGGCUUUCAUUUCCACAGGCCAGAGAAACUUGCAAAGUGCCAGCUAGGUUAGAUCUUUUGCCACUUCUUUCAUUUUAUUAAUUUGAGUUUUUAAAGGGCUGUUAAAAAAAAAAAAGCCGGGAAACUUAAAAGUAGGCAUUACUGUAAAACUACAUUUCUUAGACUUAGAACAUUUUAAACUAGAACUCAUUUUUUCACAGUGUAUUUACUUGAAGAAGCACUAUUAUAAUCAAUGAGAAACUUUUUGACUCUGCAAUUUAAUUUAAACAUUUUCCGUUUCAAAUUGCUUUAUUUCAGGGAAAUAAUUUUCCAGUUGUUUUUGCUAUAUUCUGCAAAUAAAAAAAAGUAUGUUUCCUUUUUCACUUAAACUUUGGUAGGAAACAAACUAAAGCAGACAAACAUUUCUUGUUGUGUUUGUUGCUUUCUUUAAUCCAAUGGAUAAAAAAGUAAAACCCUGUAAACAUUAUUUUAUUUUUUUAUGCAAUACCAUGCUGUAAAUAUGGUUCAUCAAAUAAGGAUGUACCUAUGAUUGAAUCUUUAAUUCUGCACAGUUAGAGUUUAUAUAUAAACGUGUCUUGACAAUCAAGGACUUUUAUGUGAGUCUUCCUUUAUGAUGUUUAUUAAUGUUAUGCAUUCCAUUUGUUUUGAAGUGAGUACCAAUGUGCUAAUUUGUAUUGUCUGAAAGUAUGUAAUGUUUUUACAGCUUGUUUUUAAGAAUCUGUAAAUAUGUACAAACAAAUCACAGUACUGCUUUAUGUUAGAAGGCAUAUGAUGUUGUACUGUAUGUAAGCAAUAAUACAUAGCAGUGCUAACUUUACAAGUAGCAUCAGGAAAGUUCUAAAAACAUUUCAGAGUUAUUAAUUAUCUUUAUUUCAUUUAAUAAUGAUUAUCUUUAAUCAGUUUUUAUAAGCAAAUUCCAUUGUUCCUCCUAUUGGAACGUAACACUGUUUACACAGCAUAAUUGAAGUUGCAGGGGAGACAGGCUAAAUCUGCCUUCAUCUGUACUCACUUUCACUAAGCAUUGAAUGGCCUUACCACCCUUCUGCAAGAUGGAGGAAGACUGCAAAACUUAGUGCCCAUCACACUGAAGGAAGGGGGUGUGUUUUUUUGCCUGCUUCUGUACUGCUACCUAACUUCGUGGUUUGCUUUGGAUUUUAAUAUUUGUUUCUGUUUUAGAUUCAAGCCCAUAAGUUUUGAGGUGACUUCAGCUCCAUUGUGAAAUAGUUCUCUUCAUAUUUCAUAGCUACAUUUCAAUAAUUCUAAACUUUCUACUUUGAUUUUUAGAUACUUAUUUUUCAACCUUGAUUUCUCAGCUGAUCAGAUGAAUUUAUUCAACUUCAAUAAAAAGAAAGACAAACCUAUUGUAGUUUGAUUUGAGUAGAUAUUAUACUGUACAGAACAGCUAACUAUUUGAACACACACAUCACUGCUUUAGAAAUAAAACCGCCAAUUUAUAAAUGUAUAUGACCUACAUUUUAUAGGAAAAAUGUUUUUAAAUGCUAGUCAUUUAUAUAAUGUGCUUUGAAGGAUUUGCUAGUCCACUUCUGUCACUUUUUAGUACACUGGUAUCUUUUAUAUGUAAUGUAUGCUUUUUAUUAUUGUAGCAGAGCAUUUCAGUAGAAAGAAUUUUGCAACAAUAUGGGGGAAAUUUUUCAUUGUUGGAUUUGAAUUAUACUGGAUUUUAUCUGUGUAGUCUUACUUGUCUUUAUUUUAAUGCUGUCUGGAAGGGAACUUGGUAUCCAAAUAAAGCAGGUAACCUCAUUUUACUUCAAGGGCAUACUGUGUAGUGCUGAAUUUAAUCUGGAAAUCUGAUGAUUUUGAAAAGAAAAACAAGUUUAUAAAAAUUGUACAGAAGAAAUUAAAUGUGUAAUGGAAAUCCUGAUGGUGGAGCACGUUGAAUUUUCUGAUAUAUAGUGUUAUUUUCCUGGGAUCCCCUAUGCCUUCUUUGUAUUUCAACUAAUAAAGGAAAAACCUUGUCAUUGAAACUGGUAGGAUAAUAGGAUAUUCUGAAUAUACAGUAUUACUUUUCCUAUCCCAUUUUCUGACCCUUUCUCAAUCACUGUAAAUUUUAUUUUCUAUUUCCUAUUGAUAAUUAAACAUGUACAUAAUAUAGA
Molecule: messenger RNA, 7893 nt
Organism: Kogia breviceps (pygmy sperm whale)
Lineage: Eukaryota; Metazoa; Chordata; Mammalia; Artiodactyla; Physeteridae
Gene: ZNF148
Product: zinc finger protein 148
Biological process (GO): regulation of transcription by RNA polymerase II
Molecular function (GO): RNA polymerase II cis-regulatory region sequence-specific DNA binding; DNA-binding transcription factor activity, RNA polymerase II-specific
Source: RefSeq, a predicted model, not a curated record